CAGACAUACAGGCAUGCACCGCCUCCUGCUUUUUUUUUCCCUUCACCUAGUUAGCUACACGGCUGCCCUCUGCUGCGCUUUUCCACUAGCAGUGUCUACGGUAACCCCUCCCGCACGUCUCUCCGUACCAAUGCGCCAUGCGACGACGCCUACCGGUCAAAGACUCUUCUGAGGAGAGCGAAUAUGCGGACUCCGACGUAGACGACGGUGCCGGGUCGGAUACAGAUCUGACAGACGUCGGAACAUGUAGUGACGAGGAUACUGACAGGCGUUCAAUGAAACAGAGUACACUAAAGAGGACUACAAAGAUAGCAGUACUCGCCUGCUAGACUGCAUGGAAGAUUAGUGGAACUAGUAGAUUGCAACCGGCCUCGCAAUUCAGGAUAUGCGAUGCUGACGCAGUAUAGAUGCUGGACAUUCCUUAGGAAAGACCACCUCUGUGACUAUGCGACCGUGUCUGUCUGCACUCUGCACACGUUCUUUGACUGGCUACUCAGUCACUGCC
Lindgomyces ingoldianus is the source of this 505-nucleotide messenger RNA. RefSeq lists its product as uncharacterized. The record is from RefSeq and is a predicted model, not a curated record. The transcript is spliced from 2 exons. The coding region runs from base 14 to 172 and encodes 52 amino acids. NCBI's taxonomy places the organism in Eukaryota, Fungi, Ascomycota, Dothideomycetes, Pleosporales, Lindgomycetaceae.